Messenger RNA from Aplosporella prunicola CBS 121167, 2157 nucleotides. RefSeq lists its product as uncharacterized. The coding region runs from base 1 to 2085 and encodes 694 amino acids. NCBI's taxonomy places the organism in Eukaryota, Fungi, Ascomycota, Dothideomycetes, Botryosphaeriales, Aplosporellaceae. The transcript has 3 exons. The record is from RefSeq and is a predicted model, not a curated record.
AUGGAUUCGUCUAGUUUCGACGACUCAUCCAGCCAUUACAACAUCUAUACUGGCUUCUGGAUCAAUUGGUCUCGUGGUCCUGUUUAUGGGGCUACAAUAACAACACCUCGCCAGGACGGAACAAUUUCGAUCGCACUUCUGGCUCUGUUCGUCAGCAUAGUCGGGACACACUUCUGGAACAUUCUCUGCUUCUGUUUACAUUACGGUAAUUCGUCAUCCAAGCCACAAGAUGGUCUGCAUCACCAAAAACAAGCCAUACUUCGGAAUUCGGCAAAUGGGUCGAGCGGACUCUGGAAUCUACUGAUGGUUCUGAAUGCAUGGGGGUGGAGCGGAAGAGCCGCAAGACCUUUUCGUCGGAUUUUACCGCUUAUCGUCAUCGCCAUGUGCCACAUUGCGGCCUUCAGUGUCGCAGGUACAUUCUCAUCUAAGAUAGCAACUGCCGCCGGGGACGAAGUACUUAUUUCCAGCCCAAACUGCGGUAUCUUGCACGGAGAAAGCGAUUCCGAAGUCUCAGAACUGGCCGCCUAUCUGAAUUCCUACAAGGCGCGGCUGAUGGCAACCCACGCAGCCUACGCUCAACAGUGCUACAAAAAUGCGUCGGAAACAGCGGGCUGUCGCUCGUUUAUAAAGCAAAAUAUCCCCACUGAGACCACUAGAAACGUGGCUUGCCCAUUCGACAAAGACAUGUGCCUAUCAGUAGACGGCAAUAUCCGUUUCGAAACCGGCUACCUUGACAGCAAUGAUGACUUCGGACUCAAUACGCCUCCUGAAGAACGAGUUCAACUCCGACGGGUAUCCACCUGCGCACCCAUUACUACUAAAGAAUACCGUAGACGGGGAAAACUCUUCAACACAAACACGUCGUAUAUUCAAUAUGAAUAUGGACAAGCUGUAAAUUUCUGGGAAGGCAACAACUACACUUACAGAUACCCAGAGAUCACUCCUAACUGGGAUAUACCGAGUGCAAACACAGAUUACAUACUUGGUGGCAUGGAUGCGACAGUGAUAAACGGGACAAUGAACAACACAAACACCGAUUUUGUUCCAAUCGCUGCAUUGCAGCAAAAGGAUGCAGACCUUCACUUGAUUUUCCUUUCUGCAAACUCGAUCAUAUUCGCACAGGAAGUGAAUGAUCUAUGGUUCUCGGCCCAUCGAAAUGUGUCACAAAUAUUCUACUCGGAUAUCGGGGAAGUUGAAGGCACAUUAGACGCAAUCGUUCAGGACGAUGCUGCCUCAGUGCUGGCUUGCACGGUCAAAGAGCAAUAUUGCAAUCCGAACCUUCCAGAAGGGAACCGAUGCGCGCCGUUUGGGGGCGAAUAUGAAUCCGCAGCUUUGGCUGAGCACCUAUGGACAAACCAGAAGCAGCUGGAUAAUUUUCGUUGGGUUGAUGGGACCAUCAAGAGCUACCGUCCCUCUAUGCACAACGUUGUAUACACACUUGGAUCUUCAGCCCUGCUGGCAAGACAAAGCCUCACAGAAGGAAUUCAGGGAGCGCUAGUGGACAAUCAGUGGCAGCUGGAGGCGGAGAACUGGCAUAAAGUCUCCAUGGCCGCCAUGCAAGGCAUUAUGAGAGAGGUUGCGACGGGACCCUCGGACCAAAGCGUGGAGAAAUGGCUCGUCAAGCCCAACAAUACCCAAGAACACCUUCUGUGCGGCAAUCAGAAAAUUGUGAGCGGCGAAUACUUUAAUUUUUCCGUCUUGGGCCUGGCGAUCACUCUCACGGUUGGCGUCUUAAUCAUCCUUCUCUCCUAUACCAUCGCACCACUACUGGCCUGCAUACAACAUCGGCGACGCAGCCCCUACAACCCAUAUGCAAGGCUUGAGUGGAAUGCAAAUGGAAUGCUGCAGCUGCAAAGGCUGGCGCAUGAAGAGCAAGGGGUCGGCACGUGGGACCGUUGUGCUGCUGAUGUGCCCGUUACAAAUAAAGGAGACAAGCUGGCCACACUAGACCUCGAGGACUUGGAUCAUCCGAGAUUGAUGGUGAAGGAUUUUGGCCGGAUGGAUGAUAGGAAAUCUUUGUUUGCUGUUCAUGAGCGGGAAACAUUAACAGCAUCGGACGGCUCGGAUGACGGGAUCGAAAGAUAAAACGGCAUACCGUAGAGGGUUACUGUCUUCACUUACCAACUAAAGUUGCUGUUUUAUGAAUAUUAGUUUUAU